Molecule: messenger RNA, 609 nt
Organism: Eruca vesicaria subsp. sativa (arugula)
Lineage: Eukaryota; Viridiplantae; Streptophyta; Magnoliopsida; Brassicales; Brassicaceae
Source: the annotation of a GenBank genome assembly
AUGGGUACGUACAAGACAGAAAGCAACGGUGAUAAUCAAUACCUAAGACCUUUCCCAUCCACAAAUGCUCCCUUAAACCACAACAGGAAAUCGAGAAGCUUAGUCAAUGCACUUCUCGAAGAGGUCAACCAAUCACCCAUCUCUCAAGAACCGAACUCCAAUAAGUUUAUGAGAAGACGCCAAAAAUCUGAAGCAGACUUUUUAUCCCGGACUCCAGAGCUUCUGUUGAAAGAAGAGAAGAACAGUAGCAGCAACGGCGGGUUUUUACCAAUAGGAGGAAAAGGCUUAGCUUUGAGAUCGAAAGCCUCAAGUAGAACUAACCUAUCAGCAGAAUCUGAGACUUGUAAUUUCUAUCCGGUACCAAUCAACUUGAUGGUGGAAGCUCCAGUUUCAGACAGCUUUUCCAGUGUAAGAAAAUCGUCUAGCGCAUCUAGUCUACAAGAUCCAGGCGGUAACAGUAAUAACGGUUCAUCAUCACUGUCUCUAUGGUCGACUUCAAAAUGGAGUUUGAAACCUGAUUUGCUUACACCUGCGGCUAUUACAAGCUCAAUCUUUGAUGGAUUACCAAAGCCAUUAACUGGUCGGAGAAACAAAACGGCUAUGGAUUAA